AUGACCCAGCAGGAGGAAUCGAGCGAUUCGAUCAAGCACCUCCUCAAGGGUCCGGUCACGCCGCUCACAAUCUUCGCGACUAGUCCGCCACCCGAGCCCCACCCUUCCACCUAUCAAGUGCCGGCCGCUGCUGCUGAUGGAGCCACGCUCGACUUCCGACUCUCCUUUGCCUUCCCCACGGUACAAAAGAUCAAGGAAGAGCGCUUCAAGGAGGAGAUGGGUGUCUUCAAGAUCCUGUACGAGCGACCAUUCCUGCAGGAGUACAAGAACGUCAUGCAAGAGAAGAAGCAGCAGAAGAAGAGCGAGCGUGCCGCGGCGAAGAAGGCGAAGAAGGAAAUGAAGAAGCUGGGCCUCCUGCCCAACGAUCGCAAGAAGACCCUCUUCGAGCUGGAGCAGGACAGGCAGAGAAAGCCUCUCCGUCAUUCGACUCCGCCGAAGCCGUAUUUCAACUUUAUCGCCACGCACUCGGAGAAGGAGAUCUACGACAGGCUCUACCCGGAGUUCUUUGGCGACACCAGGGAGCACGUCGAGAAUCUGGUCCCCCACAAGCAUGACGGCUACGUGUGGAACACGUUCUUUGACCCGGAGAACCCGAGCGACUACCCCAACCAGGCCGAUGCCGAAGGCGACGUCUGGGAGACGCUCAACAUGUCGGCCGAGGAGCAGCUUUCUGAACAGGAAAAGGAGGCUCGCCUGGCAACCUGGGAGAUGGAUCCGGCUCGCUUCAAGGGCAAGUGGACGCCCCGCGCCUGGACCAAGGAAGAUCUCGAACUGUCUCACAUCAAGCAAAGCUCAAGAAGCACGGCCUUCUCCCCGAGGAGGACGAGGCCACCACUCGCGAUCGCCGACAAAAUCGACGACAACGAGGAGAGCGUGCUCCUGCUCUUCGAGGACGAUGCACAGAAGAAGCCGGCCGCCGUCCCGGAGCAGAAGGGCACCGAGGACGAGAUCGCCAAUCUGCUCAACGCGGUUCUACCGCCGACCGAGAAGGACCAGUCGCACGCCGCUCUGCUCGACGCUCUCAUGCCCGCCGGGCAGCCGCAAGAGCAGGCGCAGCCCGAAAGCGGCGCCGCCGCUUCUGAGCCCACCACUACCACUGCCGCUGCCACCGAGCAGGAGCUCGCCGAAUGGCGCGCCAAGGUCGACAAGUUCCAGGAUGGCCUCAAGAAGCGCAUUCGCGACGGCGCGACCGAGGAGACGAUCGAGGAGGACGUGAUCAACUUCAUCACGGCCGAGGGCGGAGGCGCCCAGGACGAGGCCGAGGAGGACGAAAUCGACUGGGAGUCCAGACUCCAGGACAUUCCCGGCCUCGACCAGCCCGGCGAAGGCGGAUUCAAGGCUUUAUUUUCUCUGUUCCAGGAGGCCAUGCAGCGAUCCAGGGAGCGAGAGGCCAGGCUCCACAAGCUCCAGGAGCACGUCAAGGUGCUUUUCGAUGAGUCGCCGAAGAAGAAGGUCUUUGCCAACGAGCCGAUCCCAGGCGAACCCGCCAUCGAGUUUAUCCACAGCUACACUAUGGACCCCGACGUGACGAUGGGCAGCCUUGCUCGCAGGGAGUUCCUCCAGCGCAAGGUGGUCUUGAAGGUUCACGUGCCGUCCCUCAGCCUCCCGCCUCCCGUGCAGCAGAGGCUCGCGGACCUCGUCGGCACCCGUUACGACGCCCGCUCCGGAUGGUUGAAGCUCGUGGGCGACAAGCACCCCAACCGCCACCUCAACCAGAAGCACCUCACGCUGCUCAUGCGAGAACUCCUCAACGAGUCCUUCCUCGCCGACUCCAGGUUCACGCCACUCACCGAUCUCAGCAUUGAAGAUCCGUCGUCGCUUCGAAGGAAGUACUCUCUGCCCACCAACCUUCAGAACAUUUUUGACGGCAAGACCGGCAAGGGCGGCUGGGAGUACAAGAUGUUCACCUUCAGUCAACUCGAUGGCCGCUUCCCCUCCGCGCAGGAGUCCACCGAGGAGGCCGCCAAGCUCAGGCAGCGUCUCGCCUCCGCCCUCUCCCUUUGA
Molecule: messenger RNA, 2004 nt
Organism: Acanthamoeba castellanii str. Neff
Lineage: Eukaryota; Discosea; Longamoebia; Acanthamoebidae
Exons: 15
Coding region: 1-2004 (667 amino acids)
Biological process (GO): mitochondrial translation
Cellular component (GO): mitochondrial small ribosomal subunit
Molecular function (GO): structural constituent of ribosome
Source: RefSeq, a predicted model, not a curated record